Molecule: messenger RNA, 1586 nt
Organism: Corylus avellana
Lineage: Eukaryota; Viridiplantae; Streptophyta; Magnoliopsida; Fagales; Betulaceae
Product: vesicle-associated protein 2-2
Biological process (GO): endoplasmic reticulum membrane organization
Cellular component (GO): plasma membrane; endoplasmic reticulum membrane
Source: RefSeq, a predicted model, not a curated record
UGAACAGAGAUUCUGAGAAUGAGAUUAAUAAGUAACGGAACGCUGCGGGUGCAACCGCUCAGAAAAGACUGAUCCCACUACGCAACCAACGCCCCGAUCCCCCCCACCUCACUACCUCUUUCUUUGCUUUCACUUCUCUCUCUCUCUCUCUCUCUGUCUCUGCCUUUCCUUACGAUAUAGUCUUUCAGAUCACCAACCACACACAUCUCUUUCUCUCACUGUUCAAUUUCGGUUUUCAAAUUCAAAGCUAAAGGAGCAUCGCGUCUCGUUGGCUUCGUCUUGCUGUGAGCGCGCUCUGAUCCACAUUUUUCCCAAAUUAAAGUCAUGGCUACGGAGCUUUUGGAGAUUCAACCACAUGUGCUUAAAUUUACUUUUGAGGUGAAGAAACAGAGUUCAUGCUCGAUUCAACUUGGCAAUAACUCCAAUCAGUAUAUUGCUUUCAAGGUAAAAACUACAUCUCCAAAGAAGUAUUGCGUGCGACCAAACACAGGCGUUAUUAAGCCAAAAGCGACAUGUGAUUUCACUGUUACUAUGCAAGCUCAGCGUGUAGCUCCACCUGAUAUGCAGUGCAAAGACAAGUUCCUGAUUCAAAGCACAGUCGUCCCUUAUGGGACAACUGAGGAGGACAUUACUUCUGACAUGUUUGCUAAAGAUAGUGGCAACUAUAUUGAAGAGAUGAAGCUAAGGGUGAUCCUGAUUAGUCCACCUCCUUCCCCAGUACUUCUACCAAUUAAUGGAGUAUCAAAGCAAGAUCCAUCUUGUGAAACUACUUAUCAAAAAAAAGAUCCAUCUUGUGAUACUACUUAUCAAAAAAAAGAUCCAUCUUGUGAAACUACGGUGCAAAAAGAUAGAGUACUGAGUGGAGUUGAAAACAUACCUCCACCUCAGAGGUGCCAGCUUGCUGAGGAUGUCAAGGGGAUUGAAACUGCUGAGGAAGUGGAUGAGUUAAGAGAAGGCAAGCAUAUGGACUCGAGACCUGCCGUCGACGUGGAGGGAUUGAAACCAGUGAAGAAUGAUGUUGAUUUGAAUAUAUCCAAGGAUUUUGAGGAUUUGAAAUCAAAGCUAACUAUGAUGGAUUCAAAACUUAGAGAGGCUGAAUCUACAAUAACAAAGCUGACAGAAGAGAGGAGCAUGACCAAUGUAGAGAAGGAUAGACUUACGCAUGAAUUGGAGGUGUUGAGUAAGAACAAUGUGAGAAGAAUUCAGAUGGGCUUCCCUUUACUGUAUGUCUGCAUGGUUGCUCUUAUCAGUGUGGCAGUGGGAUACCUUAUCCACCCAUAAGAGAGAGGACUUCCGUGGCCCUGUUGCUGGACAUUCUAGAACGCGCAGGUGAUAGAACAAGAGGAUCUGAUUGUAUGUUUAUUAAUUUUGUCUAACACCACAUGUUUUAACCUCUUCGAGUUGUGCAUGUAAAGAGAACUGGUCUCUUUAAAUAAGAGAAAUAUCAGCAUUUUGUUGAUGCUUGGUAAAAUGAGAAGCUUAUGUAAUGGCAUAAUGAGGGUUUUGAUAUAAGCCAUGCUGAAUAUUGGUCUGUGUUGGAUGUUUGUGAAUUUAAUGUUAGAAAUUUUUGUCACCGUUAACCCGAA